This is a messenger RNA of Fusarium pseudograminearum CS3096, 1317 nucleotides long. RefSeq lists its product as uncharacterized. Bases 1 to 1317 code for a protein of 438 amino acids. Lineage: Eukaryota; Fungi; Ascomycota; Sordariomycetes; Hypocreales; Nectriaceae. The record is from RefSeq and is a predicted model, not a curated record. The transcript is spliced from 4 exons.
AUGGAGAAAGCAAAGUCUGCUGUUUCUAGCUUCCUUUCCAAUGAUGGAAAACACAAAACCACGGUCAGCGAAUCCUUGAACCCUCACGUCACGCAGGAGGCAGUGAAACCCCAUCAGCAUGAGCAAGUGACCACUGCUCUCGAUAAGGAGGUACAUCAGGAUCACCACCAUACGACAGUUCAGCCUCUGAAGCACAGAGAAGUACUUCCUGAACAGCACCAUCAUAACCUCGCUCCUGUCCAGCACAAGGAAUUUCACCACGGAAAUGAGCAGGACACUCGAGCAACUCUCGACAGAGAGGCUGCUAAAUACCGAGACACAACCGAGACGCAUGCUACAACCCACUCUACCGAAACUGCCCCUACAGUUACCGGCGAACGAAUUCACCACCAUGUUCAUGAGCACGUUCAACCUGUAAUCCAAAAAGAAACUGUGCAGGGUCAUGUUGUCCAUACUACAAUUCCGAUCCAUGAGAGACAUGAAGCAGCUCCCAUUCAUCAUGGAACCUCCACUCUCCCUACUAAGACUCUGGAUGAGUUCACCUCUGAACGUGGAGGUCUUGGUGAGCGGGCCGCUCAAAAGCUUACCGAGUUCGAGGGAUGCCCCAAGCCUUACCGACAAGAGCUUCAGAAUGAGCAGCUUCAGGGUGAUAAGAACAUGCACCUCCAUGGUCACGGUGAUAAGUACGGAGAGAACCAGGCUCACUCUGGCCGUGAGGGCCAUGGCAUUGGCCACACUGCAGAGGGUCUUGCUGCUGGCGGCAUGGCCGGAGCUGGUGCUACUGCUGCUUCUCGCAAGCAGCGCCAUGGUCUCGGUCACAAGGAUCGUCGAGGCUCCGGCUCCAGCAGCAGCUCAAUGAGCUCUAGCGACGAGGAGUCUCGUGGUCUGGGCAAGUCUUCUAAGCACAAGAAUCGAGGUCUCGGUAGCUCUGCCGGCACUGGAGUUGGAGCUGGUGCUGCCGCCGCUGCUGCAGGCGCCGCUCACAACCAGCAUCAGAGCCGCGAGGGUGGAAUUCCCGAUACUACUGGAGUCGGUUCAGGCAUGGGAUCUACUGGUAUGAUGGGCAACACUAGCACCAUGGGUGCCAAGGGUGGGAACAUCGGAAACCCCAACACUGCCGGGCUCAACAAGCCCCAUGGCGGCGAGUAUGACUCUGUCAAGACUGGAGGUCUUCACAAUGACCCCCUCAAGAGCAACUCUCCUCACGCUCGUGGUGACUCAGGCGUUGGAAUGGAGCAGAAGAAGCCCUCUCUCCUCGACCGUCUCAAUCCCAUGAAGGAUGCCGAUGGCGAUGGCAAGAAGGGACUUAUGGAUUAG